GUCGAAGUCAAUACUGAUUAGUGUUAGGGUGAAAUACAGUCGGGGUUGUACGCCUAUGGUGAAAACUACUGAAUUUAAUCAAUUUACAUUAUUCCCAGAAGUGCUAGAAGCCAGUUCGACAAAUAUCUGUUAUUAUCGAAGAUCCAUUACAAACUAGGUAGACAAAUUGUAGCCAUCAGACGCAAGACUCGCAUUAGUACAACAUUCGCAGCGACGUUAUAAUACAUCUGUAUCAAUUUACAAAAUUCCAUCAUGCCUUGUUUCAGUGAAAUCGGCUACCUAGUGUUAUUUACGUACUUUUGUGUGGAGUUUUUUAGCAUUAUCACCUGCGCUUCGACGUUCAACCGAGACGGAAAAGUAAUUUGCAACGAAAUACCGUCCGAAGUGCUCGAAGAAGUCCUGGGGGCGGCCUUCAACGCGCGAUACAUGAGCAUCGACCAGCCCGCGGAGGAGGCGAACCAGAACGGCAAGAGGACCACGCGCGAGGGGGCCGAUUUUUACGUGGACAGCGAUUUCAAGGAGGAUAUCGAAGACGGACCGGCGUGGAGUCUGAUGAAUCACGCGGCUAGAGUUAGAGACAUUAGGGAUACCAGGUGGAAGAGGAGCUCGGAGUACGAGCAGGAGUGGCACUGCCGGUCGCGAAUAAAGUGGACCGACCUGGGCAGGGACUAUUUCCCCAGGUAUCUGCGGUCCGUCGAGUGCCUGUCGCACGACUGCUGGUUCAACCUGUACAAGUGCAAGCCGCGCUCGUUCACCAUCAAGAUACUGAAGCGGAUGAGGAACAAGUGCGCGACGGCGGGGCCCGGAACGAAAAUCGGAAACGUCGGCCUGCCGCGCGAUCUCAAGGAGAUGUGGGUGUGGGAGGAGCGGGCGGUCAAUUUUUGCUGCGAUUGUACUAUUUAGUUUUAUUUGAAAUAAACGAAUUAAUCUACUUUAGUUUCACAUGAAUUGGCUCAUCGGAUCUUCGUCCCUUCGCCUCUUCUUGUAGUACUCCUCCAUUUGUUCUUCUGUGGGUUUCUUCGCCUCGAACAUGCUGUUGUAAGGCCGCUUUCUAUCGUCUGCAAUCACGUCUUCGUCUAUUUCUUUCAUCGACGCCGACAUUUUAACCUCCUUUUCCUUUUCCUUGUCCUUUUUCUUUUGCUUCUUUUUCUGCUUCUUCAUCUUCUUUUUUAAUUUUUUCUUCGAUUUCGCUUUAGAUUUUUCCUCUUCUGACGAACUACUAGAAUCUGAUUCUUCGCUUUCUUUAUCCACUGCUUCGUUCUUUUCUUUAACUUCAUCUUCAUGAUGUUGUUCCUCUUUAGGCUCAUCAUUAGUUUUUAUAUCUGCCAUAGGUUGAGCGUUAACUGAUUUUCCUGCU
This is a messenger RNA of Phyllotreta striolata, 1357 nucleotides long. Lineage: Eukaryota; Metazoa; Arthropoda; Insecta; Coleoptera; Chrysomelidae. The record is from the annotation of a GenBank genome assembly.